AUGGCCACUUCUCGUAUUCCUUCAUCUCACAUCUUACGUCGAUUGUUCGUAUUCUGCUGCUUAAUGACGUCACAACUAGUUAUAUGCCUUAGUUACGAAAUGGCUUGUGAGAAAAUUGGUGAACCCGUGAAGUCGGUCGUGGCCGAGCCAAACGAUUAUCACCAAGCUCUACUUACUGGAGAUCGUGUUUGGAUGUUUGGAAGAGCUUUUGUCAACCAGCCUUCCCACAAUUGGGGACACCGAAUCGUGUCGGCCGGAACGUACGGAGUGGCAUUUAACCUCAGUAACAACAAAUGGGAGGAGCCGCAGAAAUUCCCAGCUUUAUCGAAUGAAGAAAAUAUCAGUGAAAUUUUGUUCGUACUCAACAAGUCCAUUUACCUUCUGCUCUUCACAGCAUUCGGUGAACUUUCGAUGAAAUCAGUUCACAAAUGGACAGGAUCAGGAUGGGAAUCAUUGAAGCUCGAUAGCUUCCAAGCAAUGCCUGCUUCCGAUCCAUCGGAACGAGUGACCAUGGUUGUAGCUGAAGGUCCUCAUGAAGGUUCAAGAUAUCUCGUCAGUAAUGUUGGCCACAAGAUCAGGGUCGCUCAUCUGAAGGUGUCCGAUGGUUCCGUCAGCAUUACGCACGUGGUAGAUGUACCGGAUGGUUCUGGCCAGAUAGGUGCUCAAGCUGUAUCCGCUGUAGAAGCUGGAGACCGUUUGCUGAUCGGUUACGGUGUUCAUGGAUGCGGAUUCCGAUGGGACAAUAGUCAUGUGAUCGUUUGUGAUCCUAACAAGAAAACCUGUGAAACAGUACAGAUCCCCGCUGAGGCAGGUCCGAGAUGGGGAUUCGAUGGCGCUAGGGCACAUUAUCUUUCGCCGUCUGGAGCAUGGAUACAUGCUGCAGGGACUGUUCCUCAAGGGAUGCAUGGAGGCACCUUCGAGGGUUCCAUUUGGGCACUAACCAAUCUGAGCUCGACUCCUGCAUGGCGCCAACUUGAAGGCAGCAUUCCUAAAGAUGGAGAUUUCGUCAUUGGCAAUGGGCGUGUCAUUAGUAUCGACAAGGACGGUGUGCACAGUCAGCCUCUCAAAGAAAAUUGA
Molecule: messenger RNA, 1077 nt
Organism: Haemonchus placei
Lineage: Eukaryota; Metazoa; Nematoda; Chromadorea; Rhabditida; Trichostrongylidae
Source: the annotation of a GenBank genome assembly